Messenger RNA from Contarinia nasturtii (swede midge), 4168 nucleotides. It is a transcript of the gene Hmgcr, whose product is annotated as 3-hydroxy-3-methylglutaryl-coenzyme A reductase. The record is from RefSeq and is a predicted model, not a curated record. Gene Ontology annotation, biological process: isoprenoid biosynthetic process; coenzyme A metabolic process; sterol biosynthetic process. Lineage: Eukaryota; Metazoa; Arthropoda; Insecta; Diptera; Cecidomyiidae. Bases 1152 to 3737 code for a protein of 861 amino acids. Gene Ontology annotation, cellular component: peroxisomal membrane; endoplasmic reticulum membrane. The transcript is spliced from 2 exons. Gene Ontology annotation, molecular function: protein binding; NADP binding; hydroxymethylglutaryl-CoA reductase (NADPH) activity.
CUUCGAGUCCAAAACGGUGUUUGUGUCAAGUACAUCGAGUUAGUUCGAUUUGGAUUCUUUUGCGUGAACUUCCUAAAAAAAUCAGUGCUGCACAAAUUGAAGCGAAUUUUUUUUUCUUUCGUUCGUUCAUUUCUUUUUCGGUGCAUUACAUCAAUCGUAAAUUGAAUUAAAGAAGUACACACAUAUUUUAGUCACAAAUAAAAUCGAACGAAUUCUCUUUUUUUUUCGCUGGUAUUAAAAUAACGGGAUUAAAUCGAACGUGAAAAAAUGAACUGAAAUCAUCGUAAACUACUAAAAAAAAGAGUGAAGUUUACGUAUGAAUCGAAAAAUCUCUCAGCAAUAAGUGAAAGUGAAGAUUACCUCACGACGUACACUGCUUCGUAUCUAUGUAUUCGAUAAAGAAAAUUAUAUACGUAUAUUUAUAUUUUUAAUGGUUUUUGAACACUACACGAAGUUCAUGUCUAGUAAACAAAUCAAAUUAGUGCACUGUCCAGAAAUUAAUGCAAAAUCAACCAAAUGCUUUGGAACAUAACAGACGAAAAACUAGCAAUAUUUUUGUUCCGUCUUCAUCAAACACACAAUUUUGAAACAAUUGAAAUAAUCAAUCAUAUGGCGGAAAAAUAGAAAUCACAGGCCCAUUUUUGUGAAGUUCAUGUAUGAUGUUUCCGAUAAACGAACAGAGCAGACAAUUUUUUGUGUGAAUUCAUUGAGAAAUCAAAGAGAAAGUGAAAGUUAUCUGUGUGCGUUUAAGCACAUAUAUAGACACACAGUUCGCAUUACAUAAUAUACUACUCUUAAGAUAUAAAACAUUUUUUUUUGUCGGAUCGGUUUUAAAUUCAAAGUAAAAUAUCAACAAUAAAAAAAAAUUCGCCAAGAUAUAUGUACAUCGAAAAGUGGUAUUUUAUCACAGAGUAACACUUUGCCCAAGCGCAUUAUAUAAACACGCUUGUGGAUUUCGAAAACCUGAUUUUAGCAGACUGAAAAGACUCGAUCCGGGUUAAUUGAAGUGCAAACCAUUUCGUGAUAUUGAACUUUUUUUUCAUCAUAUUUCGGUUCCAAGAAUUUUUCUCAUUUUCUUUUUCUUUUGCGCUUACAACUUACGUUUGUAAUUAAGAGGUCAAGUGACAAAUUUUAAGUGCUAACACAUCAAAAUGACAUCGCAAUUGUUUCGAGCUCAUGGCAAAUUUUGCGCAUCACAUCCGUGGGAAGUGAUCGUUGCGUUGCUAACACUAACAGCAUGCAUGCUAUCAGUGGAUCAUGGUAAAAAUUCAACACCGUUAAACAAGAAUCAAGGUCGUGGCGAUAAGAGCGAUGGUGCAUUCAUUUCAACAAUAUUGAUGACAAUAAUUGGAUGCUGGGCGGUACUUCAUAGUUUUUAUCGAUUUUUGAAAUUAAAUAAAAUUGGUUCAAAAUAUAUACCAAUCACUGCCGGAUUGUUUAUCAUAUUUUCAAAUUUUAUCUUUACAUCGAUGAUCUUAAAUUUUCUGGGCGGUGAGGUGUCCGAUUUAAAAGAUGCACUCUUUUUCUUUUUGCUAUUGAUCGAUCUACGACGUGUAGGUGCAUUCGCACAAUUCGUUUUUAGCGGUGCAUCACAAUCGGAGGUGGUCGAUAAUAUUUCACGUGGCAUGGAAAUAUUGGGGCCAGCAUUAUCAUUAGACUCAAUCGUUACAACGCUCAUCAUUAGUGUAUGUACAUCGUCUGGAUUUUCAGAAAAACUAUGCAGUUUUGCAAUGACAUCGGUGAUUGUUAAUUAUGUUGUAUUUAUGACAUUCUAUCCGGCAUGUUUGUCAUUGAUUUCGGACUUGUCAAUGAACGGUCUUGAUAUUGGACAUGCAAAACAAAUUAGUACAGUAUUUGAAGACGAUCAAAAACCAAAUCCAGUUGCACAACGUUUGAAAAUAAUCAUGUCAACGGGAUUGAUGAUUGUUCAAUUGUGCAGUCGUUUUGUGUUUUCCGACAGUGACGCCAUUCAAGCGACAAAAUCACAUGACGUCCCAUCAAAUUCGACUGAUAAAACUGGCCUAUCCGAACACGUUAUGGAAUGGAUCAAAGUCAGUUCCGAUCAAAUUAUCAUUUUAAUUUUGUUGACAGCACUUUUGGUGAAAUUUAUGUUUUUUGAAGAGCGCAUCGAAUUGACGAGUCAAUUGAAUCAGACAUCAAAAAUCAAUUCACAAACGAUCGUAUCAAACACAGUAACCGGCAUUGCAACGCAAACGAACAAAAAAAUGCUUAAUCAGUACACACAAACCGAAAUUAUCGAAAGGAAUCGAACAAUUAGCACACAUUCAAUAGAUAGCGAAUCAGAGGACAGCGGCGAUGAAGAUAUCACAAUUGAACCACGAACAAUCGAAGAAUGCCAGGAAAUAUUGAAUACACACGGCGGUAGCCAAUUGACGGAUAGCGAACUGAUUGCCUUAGUUCGGGCUGGUCAUUGUCCAUUGUACAAAAUUGAAACAUACUGCGACAAUCCAACACGAGGUGUCAAAAUUCGCCGCAAGGUCAUUGCCGACAAUGCAAACUUACCGAUCGAAAAAUUGAGUAAUUUACCAUACAAACAUUUCGAUUACACCAAGGUAAUGAAUGUUUGUUGUGAAAAUGUGAUGGGCUACGUUCAAAUACCAGUUGGUUAUGCCGGUCCAUUAACAUUAGACGAUAAAAAGUAUUUCGUUCCGAUGGCAACCACAGAAGGUGCACUAGUCGCAAGUACGAAUCGUGGAUGUAAAGUUAUUUCAAUUCAUGGUGUAACCAGUUUUGUUGAAGAUAUUGGUAUGACGCGUGCCCCAUGCAUUCGAUUCCCAAAUGUACAUCGGGCUUCGGUAGCUAAAAAAUGGAUUGACGCAGCCGAAAAUUUCCAAAACAUUAAAACUGCGUUUGAUUCAACGAGCCGAUUUGCGCGUCUACAAGAAAUUCUCAUCAAUAUUGAUGGACCACAAUUGUAUGUACGAUUUCGUGCAUUGACUGGUGACGCAAUGGGAAUGAAUAUGGUAUCAAAAGGUUGCGAAAAUGCAUUACGUUACAUUAAAUGCUCCUUCCCCGACAUGACGAUUAUUAGUUUGAGUGGAAACUUCUGUUCGGACAAAAAACCAGCCGCUAUUAAUUGGAUAAAAGGUCGCGGAAAACGAGUUGUAUGCGAAUCAAUUGUAGCAGCUAGCGACUUGAGAAAAAUUCUUAAAACAGAUGCCAAAACAUUGGUGCAAUGUAAUAAACUAAAGAAUAUGGCUGGAUCAGCGAUGGCCGGCAGUAUUGGUGGCAAUAAUGCGCAUGCAGCAAAUAUGGUGACAGCAAUUUUCAUUGCGUGCGGUCAAGAUCCUGCACAAAAUGUAACGAGCAGCAAUUGUUCAACGAGCAUGGAGUUAUGCGGUGAUAAUAAUGACGAUUUAUAUCUAACAUGUACAAUGCCCUCAUUAGAAGUCGGAACAGUUGGCGGUGGAACUGGUUUACCGGGUCAAAGUUCGUGUCUGGAUAUGUUAGGAAUUCGUGGUGCACAUCCAACAACGCCCGCCGACAAUUCAAAAACGCUGGCCAAAAUUGUGUGCGCCACUGUAAUGGCUGGUGAAUUGUCGUUAAUGGCUGCGUUAGUAAAUUCUGACCUCGUUCAAAGUCACAUGAAGCAUAAUCGAACGUCGGUUGCAUCAGCGAUGAAUCAAACAGCAAACAGCAACAUUAGUAGUAAUUCAUCGUCAAGUCCAUCAACAGUGUCGCCGCCAUCGUCAUCAGCGUCGUCAAGCGCUCAGUAACAUUAGAUUUGUAAUUUUUUUUUUGGUUCAAAUUCGAAACCUGUCUUUGACUUAUACAAAAAUUUACACAUAAAUAAUGUUCAAGCCAUGUUAUUUAAACUAUAAAAUCACACAUACACACAAAAAAAAACAUUAUGUAUUCUAAAGCGUUCUUUCUUCCUAGUGAAGGAAUACAUCAGCUUUUAAAUAGUCUAUAUGCAAAUUGUUAUAAUUUUAUUAUUGCCUUAUGCUAUGUACAUGUUCAGAUGAAUGAAAAAGGAGAGGGAAGAAACUUUUUCUUUCUGUCUCCCUCUCUAUUUCUCCAGUAGUAGUAUAUAUAUAUUUUUAAAUUAAUGUUAUCUUAAUAUUUAAGAAAACCUACAGAUUUUAUGAGUGUUGCCAAUACAACAUAGACCAAUACCAAUAUAUGUAUAUCUAUUACGCAAAAUACA